AUGGAUGACUAAUUGUCUGAAAAAUUAAGUAGAGCAUAAUCAAAUUUAAGCUUUCAUGCCAUUGUUAACAAUACUAACCUCUUGAAUGAAACAUAAGAAUAAAUACCCUAUGCUUCAAAACUACCUCCAUAGGCAUUGGGUGCCAUAUAUGUCUUAUGUUAAUUAUUGCAAUUAAUGAUUGCAUACUCAUUAAUUUAAAAUAUUGACGCAAUCACUAUUGCUACUUAAAGAUGUAUCGUUAAUGUAAUCAUAACCUUGAUGUAUAUACAAUUUUUCGACAAACGCCUUUUUCAGCUAGACCAAUCAUGUAUAAGAGUGAUAGGAGCAAUGGCAGGAUGUCAAGUCAUAGCAUCUUUAAUUGGAUUUUGGGCAAUGUAUGAUGCUAGUUAAUUUAGGUUUCACUUUCCCUUUUCUGAAAUAUGUGCUUUUCAUUAAUUGACUCCAGGCUAUAUUUAGGUUUUCAACCACUUACUAUAUUCAGCAGGAAAUCAAAUAAACUUGCUCAUUUCCUUAGUGCAAACCAUAUCAACCCUGUUAUUUGGUCAAAACCUAUUGUUUGUUCUCGUUUGCCUUCUCUAACCAGCAUGUUUGGCAUUCUCUCACGUGAUUAAAUUUCUGAUGAACAAAUAACUUCCCUUCUUUACUUUGAUGCUAUACUAAAGUCUUUUCGGUCUACCUGUUUACAUAUUACUAAAUCUUAUGACAUAAGAAGUGUAAAAUAUAUUUUCUGGAGCUUAUUUUCUGUAAUUUUUAGUUUGGUUUAUUUUUAGGGAAAUAACUUUCAUGACUAUUUUAUAAAUGAUUGCCUACAUCGCUUAGAAUGAGAUUCAAGCCUAGAAAUCAAUAGAAAUGUGGGUUCUACCUGGAGCAGUCACUUUAUUAUCUAUAUUUGUUUAAGUAGGAUACUAUUAGAUUGAUCUGAAUUUUGGUACUCUUUCUAUCAUUUUUAUUGUUUUUACUUCAAUUAGCAAAGAGAGAUGA
Messenger RNA from Paramecium tetraurelia, 981 nucleotides. RefSeq lists its product as uncharacterized. The record is from RefSeq and is a predicted model, not a curated record. The transcript has a single exon. NCBI's taxonomy places the organism in Eukaryota, Ciliophora, Oligohymenophorea, Peniculida, Parameciidae.